AACACGGGGUAGCAAAAGGAGGCUGUAGGUUAUAACAGAGCCAAUGCCUGGUUAUAAAAGGAGUACAGUUUUGUUGUUCAAUUAGAGACGGCGAGAUUUAACGAAGAGGCUGCAGGAUGUGUGCCGCAAUAGUGAAGCCCGUUCUUUAUACUUAUUUCAGAAGUUCCUGCACCUGGAGGGUGCGAACUGCGCUGGCUCUGAAGGGAAUUGCCUAUGAUCAAGUACCUAUAAAUCUUCUGAAAGAUGGAUGGCAGCUGACACCUCAGUUCAAAGAACGGAAUCCAAUGCAGCAAGUUCCAGUCCUCAUAAUUGAUGGUAUGACCCUCUCACAGUCGCUGGCGAUAAUAGAGUAUCUGGAGGAGACACGGCCAAACCCUAGGAUCCUGCCACAGGAUCCAAAAAAAAGAGCCCAAGUAAGGAUGAUCUCGGAUCACAUUGCUUCUGGAAUUCAACCCUUGCAGAACUUGACUGUCCUGCAGGAAAUGGGUGAGAAGAAGCAAGGCUGGGCACAGCGCUGUAUUUCUCAUGGCUUCAAAGCUUUGGAACAGAUCCUACAAGAAACAGCUGGGCGCUACUGUGUUGGGAAUGAGGUGACCAUGGCUGACUUAUGCUUGGUCCCCCAAGUUUACAAUGCUGAGAGAUUUAAAGUGGAUCUUGCACCAUACCCCACAAUAAACAGGAUCAACAAAGCUCUUUUGGAAAUAGAAGCAUUCCAAACAAGCCAUCCAUCACGGCAGCCAGAUACCCCUCCAGAACUAAGAGCCUAAAGAUGCCCUAUUUUCUUACUGCAGAGGAAUUGAGCAAACUUUGACUAUAAAGGGUCUCUGCCAUGUGAUAGCGGCUAGGAAGGAACCGCAACCUGAAUGUUUUUCUGCUGAGGGAGAUGCACUCUAGUACCACGGUAUGCAAUGGCAUAAAGCCACACUUAACUAGACCUGCCCUUGGAUCAUGUUUCGGCAAGUGUAAAUGCCAUUGUAAUGGGUCAGCACAGAUAUUGGCCUGAAAUAUGCAUAAAAUGUGCUGAAAUCGUAUGUGCGCUUAUAUUGCUUAUUUUGCUUAGUUUAUAAGCUUAUAAAGUCUGCUUGUUGCAAUGUAUGUAUAAUGCGUAGGAGCCAAAUAGUAAAAAAGGAAUAGUUUGAAACUGC
Messenger RNA from Rhineura floridana, 1145 nucleotides. RefSeq names its product glutathione S-transferase zeta 1 (gene GSTZ1). The transcript has 9 exons. Gene Ontology annotation, molecular function: glutathione transferase activity; maleylacetoacetate isomerase activity. Gene Ontology annotation, cellular component: mitochondrion; cytoplasm. Bases 117 to 767 code for a protein of 216 amino acids. Gene Ontology annotation, biological process: glutathione metabolic process; L-phenylalanine catabolic process. Lineage: Eukaryota; Metazoa; Chordata; Lepidosauria; Squamata; Rhineuridae. The record is from RefSeq and is a predicted model, not a curated record.